UCCAGCACAGAGACACAUUGUUCGCAGCUUUUUUAAUUAAAGACCCCAGGUCGACACUCUGUGCCAGGUGACCUGAACUGCUCCGAGCCUACAUGUGCCUACCACUAUCCUCUCCGCUGGGGAUAAGCCUCAGUGGAUAAUUGGAGGGGGAAAUGCUAUACUGCUAUCAUGAGAUGGAGGGGGGAUUAUCCACUGAGGAGUUCUACUUAAGAGGCGGGGACAGAGGAAUAAUGUGAUGUUUUCUUCUUUCUACAGCCAGCCUACCUGCCUCAUUCUCCCACCUUUUACCCUCUCUCCCCCUCUUCCUCUCUCUCUCACUCUCUCCGUCUCAGGACCAGGUUAUAAGAGAGGGAGGGGGCAGGUGAGUGACUUUUUUUCAGUGAAAUCCACCUGCUCCUCAUCUCUGUUGUAUUAGAGACAUUGUCCCAAGCAGGUUUCCUACCAGAGUCGUCAUGGAGCAUCUAGAGAGAAGACUGCCUGUAGCUUUCCUCCUCCUUCUGCCUCUUCUGUCUGUCAGCUGUGUCUCCAAUCAAAAAACUACAGUUUCCUGGUGUGUAUUGUCGGAUGCUGAAGAGCAAAAGUGCCUGGACUUGGCUGGGAACGCCACAGCUCGGAAUAUUAGAGGAACGUUGCAAUGCGUCCGUGGCUUGAACACCAGAGACUGUAUGGACAAAAUCAAGAAUGGGACAGCAGAUGCAGCCUCCAUGUUUGCAGAUGACAUUUAUGCUGCUGGCCUCUGCCACGGCCUGGAGCUGGCUGCAGGAGAGUCCCACAAUGGAGUGGAUGGAAUUAGUUACUAUGUGGUGGCAAUGGCUCGCCGCUCCUCCUCAGACCUGUCCCUGCUGGAGAUGCACGAGCGCAGCUCCUGUCACCCCGGCAUCCGUACCACGGUGGGAUGGACUGUCCCUAUUGGCUACCUCGUCAACACCUCCCAGAUCAGUGUAGGGGAGCAGUGCAACUUCCCCAAAGCGGUCGGACACUUCUUUGGUUAUAGCUGCGUGCCGGGAGUCAAGGACCCCCAGCACGACCCCAGAGGCAACAACCCCAAGAACCUGUGCGAGGCCUGCAUAGGAGACGAGAACGACAGACACAUCUGUGCCAACAACCACAGAGAGAGGCACUUUGGAGAGGCAGGGGCACUGAGAUGUGUGGCUGAAAACCUUGGAGAUGUGGCCUUCGUCAAACACACAACAGUUUUUGACAAUUUGGAUGGUAAGAACCAGGAGUCCUGGGCCCUGGAUCUGGAGCUAGAAGACUUGAAGCUGCUGUGCCCAGAUGGGAGCGAGGCGGGCCUGGACGAGCAUGAACGAUGCCACCUGGCAGCCGUACCUACUAACGCUGUGGUGGUGCGUAUGGAGGACAAGUGCCGUGUCUGGAAAUACCUGGAACGUUUACAGAAUGUGUUUGGCAACACCACCGAGGGCUUCAGCCUGUUCAGCUCAGCCGGCUAUGGCGAAUCCGAUCUGCUCUUCAGUGAUGCCACCCACCACCUGCAGAGGGUUCUGAGUAGCUACACCUCUUGGCUGGGUCCCACUUACACCACCAUGCUGCAAGCCUUCGAGUGUGAGGGCUUCUGCUGAUGGAACAGGAGGAAGACAUCCAGAGCAUCAACUUCCACCCCAUCCCUCUGUCUCCGUUCUGCCUCCCUGCCAUCUGUGUCCCUCUAUCUCGCCAUCUCUCCUCCUUUUUUUACUCGGCUCUUUGUGUUUGUGUUUGUUUUCUCCCUGCGUCUCACCACCCGUUCUCCAUUAUUAUAUCCUCGUCCUCCUCCAACCUACUACGUCCUCUAAUAUGCUGGCCGGCGGGGCAGGACGUCACUAAGAGGGACUAAUCGGCUAAGAAAAAACCUCUAGAAAACGUCUCUGAAAUUGAGUGUGAUUAAAAGGACGUUGGGAAGAAAGGACAGGACAUAUAAAAGAAUAGGAUAGAAUUAGAAAACAACAGAAAAGAAGUGCAGGUUUAUGAGUUGAGUUGUAGUCGUUGUGUUAUUGACAUAUUCUUUUCUCUUUUUAAAGCAUUUUAAAAAGAGGAUUUUGAUAAAGAUUACACCAUAAGAAUAAAAAGUGUCCCACAAAACUGAUUUAUAUAUACAAAAAAAGGAGAUUGUGUUCUUCUUGGCUUGUUGCAUUAGUCUAAGCUUCAGUACCACCCUCCCACCCUCCUCCCACAGGGUCUGUCUCUGGCACUGAACAACAGGGUGCUAUUAACUAUGAGCUUAGAAGACUCAGCAACUGUAUGCGUAUGCGUGUGUGUGCAUGUGUGUGAGUAUACGCUUUUUUUCCCACAGCCAUUAUUGCCCUAAUUGGCAGUCUGGCAUAUUUUACUGUUUGUGUGUGAGAGAGAGAAGUGUGUGUUAUGUGUGUCUGUACGUUUAUGUGUGUGUGUGUCUGUGCGUGUGUUGAUAGGAUUGCUGCUUUUCCCAUGGCUUGUAUAGCUUUCGACUUUGGAUCACUGCUUUCUCACGUCUGGUAUGGUGGACCUGACCGUGCCAGCUCACAGUGUAUUGUUUCACUAUACAGUUAGGGAGAAAGGGGAUUAGGGCUUGGGUUCCCUCCAGUGACCCCUGAGUGAGUCUUUCUUUUUUAAAAAGCUUUGAUAAUUUUCUCAUCUGUGACAACAUUUGCUUCACCCCAAAGUCCCAAAACGCACUCGCUGAAACUAUCUCCAGUCUCUCCUGCUUCUGUUUUUAUACAUAGCACAUAGCAACACAUAAAGUAAUUUUUUUUCUAUUUUAUGUCAUUUAUACUUAAACACUGCUACCAAUAGCAAGAUGUUGAUAUGAUGGGUGGUAGUAGUUGGUAACAGGGGGAUGUGCGAGGCUGCAGAAAUGAGUCUGAGCAGUGUGUUGUAUUAUCAAAGAACUGCCACGAAGAAGAGUAUUACUGAAUUAAUGCGCUACGGAGAAAUGGUGGUAGCCAAGAAAAUGAAUGAGACGUUUCAGUCACUGUAAUUAAAGACAAUCACCAGCCUGUUUAAAAGCCUUACUUGACACAGAGAAUCAUGUACUGUAAAAAUGUGGAACAGACCGUAAUUCUGAGCUUUUCUCGUCGCCUCCACCUCUAUUAUUUCUUCCUCAUUCUGCACCACAGAGCUCGGCAAUAAACUGAUAAACCAGAUGAAGUUCUCUCCUCGUCAAACUGUUUUUUUGUUUUUUUUGGACCUCAUCAUACUGGAAGAAAUCCAAUCAGAACUAGUACAACAGGAUGAUCUUCUUUUUAAUCUUCUUGCAGGACUUUGAAACAAAAUCUAAUGCCUUCUGUCUGAAUUAAAAAUUUGUCACAUUUAAUCUCCCGUAGCAGACCGUGUAUGUUACAUUUCAGCUUUUGAUGACAAAAAAAAACUCCCAAGUGUGACUGUGCGAGAUGAAAGACACCACAAAUUCUUGAGAGAAACUAUAUUUUUCACCUCAUUAGUGAAGGGUAAAGGCAUAUCUCUUGUACUAAUUCAACUCUGGUACCACUGGUGCUGUUUGUUUUUGCAUUUGUCGGACAGUCUUUAAAGAGGCUUCAAUGUAAAUACUCCUCGCUGCCUGAAUGUGUAGAGCUUUUUUUUCAACCAAUUAAAUGAAUGAUGAU
Lates calcarifer (barramundi perch) is the source of this 3575-nucleotide messenger RNA. RefSeq names its product otolith matrix protein (gene otomp). Gene Ontology annotation, cellular component: recycling endosome; plasma membrane; early endosome. The transcript is spliced from 9 exons. Bases 453 to 1580 code for a protein of 375 amino acids. Gene Ontology annotation, biological process: iron ion transport. Lineage: Eukaryota; Metazoa; Chordata; Actinopteri; Centropomidae. The record is from RefSeq and is a predicted model, not a curated record.